AUGAUGGUGGCCGUUCGGUCAACUACAGAUGAGGUUGCUCAACUGCAUGCGAUCAACCGCGUGCUGCAAGCGACCAAUACGACUGAGGUCACAACGUUUAACACCAAAUGGAAGAAGCUGAUGGAAACAGCGGUUCCCUUUGAACGCGGUGAGAUCUACACCAUGUGUGCCAAGUGGUGGACUUCCACGUCCGCCAGUAAAGAGCUGUCUCGCGAUUCCAAAGCCUCAGUCAUGUUUAAGCUCAUGCUUAUGUCAAUUGCCCCCGACGUCUUUUUCAAUGAACACUGGAUUCAGUACAACACUGGCCAACCCGUUAAGUGA
This is a messenger RNA of Peronospora matthiolae, 321 nucleotides long. The record is from the annotation of a GenBank genome assembly. Lineage: Eukaryota; Oomycota; Peronosporomycetes; Peronosporales; Peronosporaceae.